Molecule: messenger RNA, 1136 nt
Organism: Halichondria panicea
Lineage: Eukaryota; Metazoa; Porifera; Demospongiae; Suberitida; Halichondriidae
Exons: 1
Coding region: 96-1049 (317 amino acids)
Source: RefSeq, a predicted model, not a curated record
UAUAAAAGUGCAUGGAGUUCAAGCUGGCAGCUAUUAUAAACUAGGCCCGGAAAAAGAAGAAAUUCACUGAUCGCGAUUGACCAGAUAAGUGGAAAAUGAGAAUGAAAGCCACUAUUGCUGCUCUAACCCUCCUGGCCGUCAUGGUUCUCCUAAUUGAGGGCAAACCCUUGUCUAUCAAGGAGAAGGGCCGAGGUGUGCAGAGACGUUUGGAGAAGCUCAAGGAGAAACUUACCAGCAAACAGUGUGAGCAAGUGUGCCCACCAAUGCCUGGUAACAGCACGUCAAAUCUGGAGUGUGCUCGCUGCAUUGUCACAGGAUCUCUUCAACUCUCUGACUUCCUAUCAGCUGUCGCACUAGCUCGCUCUGACAAGAAUUGCUCAAGCAGGAUGAAGGUGACAAAUUUAAGUGAGAGCAAACGAUCUGCGAGCGAACAGAGUGAAAAUGACAGCACUGAGUCAGACUCUACUGAUGAGUCAUCCAGUUCCAGUUCCAGUGAAGAAUCUGAGAGCACUGCCGAAUCUGAUAGCGAGUCCGAAGCAAGUGAGAGUGACUCAACUUCUGAUGCCUCAACUGCCGAAUCUGAGAGCGAGUCCGAAGCAAGUGAGAGUGACUCAACUUCUGAUGCCUCAACUGCCGAAUCUGAUAGCGAGUCCGAAGCAAGUGAGAGUGACUCAACUUCUGAUGCCUCAACUGCCGAAUCUGAUAGCGAGUCCGAAGCAAGUGAGAGUGACUCAACUUCUGAUGCCUCAACUGCCGAAUCUGAGAGCGAGUCCGAAGCAAGUGAGAGUGACUCAACUUCUGAUGCCUCAACUGCUGAAUCUGAUAGCGAGUCCGAAGCAAGUGAGAGUGACUCAACUUCUGAUGCCUCAACUGCUGUAGAGAAAAGGCAAGCAGAGGAAGAGGAUGAUGAUAAUCUCGUCAAAAUAUUUGCUGCUCUGAUUGGAGAUUGUCAUGACAAGUGUGGCAACCUCAGUCGAGGGUGUGGAAAGCCUGUGCUGCCUUGUCUGAAGUGCAUCAUCAAAGAGUCUGACACGGAUGAAACUCUGUAGUGGCACUUAAUUUCUGCCUAACUAACUCAGUAGUUAUAAUGAACAGUUCUCUAAUCAUAAUAGAUAAAUUUGCCACAAUUUCAGCCA